Molecule: messenger RNA, 2225 nt
Organism: Otolemur garnettii (small-eared galago)
Lineage: Eukaryota; Metazoa; Chordata; Mammalia; Primates; Galagidae
Gene: SPATA21
Product: spermatogenesis associated 21
Molecular function (GO): calcium ion binding
Source: RefSeq, a predicted model, not a curated record
AUGGAUGCCAGAAACACCAAGAUGCACACAGAGGGUAGGACCAAGGUUCCAGGGGCCCAGUCAAGUCCCAGUCUGAGGAUCACCAGAAGGAUGGCGGGUGUUGAGCCCACCAUAUCAGGAGUCAGCCAGGUCGUGUUUCCAGAUGCUACAGAAGUGGGCAGCGGGAAGCAGCCCUUAUCAGCUCCAGGAAGGCCAGAGAAGGGGCGUGAACACAGAGAAGCAUCCGAGGAGGGGCCCCCAGACCUCAGGACCCAGGAGCAGAAGCCUCCAGCAAGACGAAGGAAGAAGCAGUCAUCGUGGGCUCCCCAGGAAGGGCCUGGGGAGCUGCAAGCAGGCAAGCCUGAGAAUGAGCUGGAGUUGCUACCUUCCAGGGUUCCUGCCGUACCAGAGGGGCUGCAGCAGCCAGGCUUGGGGAAAGAGACUGAGGACCAGCAGGUGAAACAACAACGGAACCCGAGGACUCCAAAGGGUCAGCCCCCUGAGAGCUGCCAGGGCUCUGAGCAUCACUCCACCCUAGAUCACAAGGCAGCAAAUGGGUCAGACAUGAUGCAGCCAACAGAGCCUUGUUCCACCUUGGACAGCUGUGGACAGCCCCUGGGAGACAAGCCCUCCAAGGAGGCAGCCAACGCACACAGCAGGCCCCAAGGAGCUCUGCCAGAGCCUGGCCCAGGGGAACAGGAAGAAAGCUCCCAGGAAGCACGUCCUCUAAUGCCCAUGGCGACUCCAGAGGAAAAGACAGCCAACCACUUCCUGCCAUCCAUGCCAGGACCUAAAAUACCCAAAGAAGGGGGCGAGGCUGUGGAGACCCAACCAGCACAGGCACCUCUUCUUCUGUCAGAGGUGAGGGAUGCUGGAGAGAGGCGGGAACUGGACUGUGUGCAGAGGCAGCUUCAGGAGCCUCUGGUGGAUGCAGGGACUCAGAACCUUGGCAGCCUCCGGCAGGGCUUCAUGAAGUGCUUGCUGGAGGUAGAGGAGGCAGAGACCACCCAUCGGAAGACCUCAAAGGCCCGGGCGUCGUCAUCCCGCAAGUCGCCCAGGACCCUGAUCCCUGUGCCCACUGCAGUCCCUCUCAGCAACUCAGCCCCAUGCCUGCCGUUGACCCUGCCUCAGACCCCCUCUUCAUCUCCUGCCACUGCUCCACCAUGGGACUGGCCACCAGCCCCAGGGCCAGUCUCUGUCCCUGUGGGAGCCCCUGUCCCAGCCUUAGUGCCUGGCCCAGUACUGCCAGUCCCCGUCCUGGACCUGGGCUGGAGAAGGACAGAAUUCUUGUACCAGAGCAGCGAGAAGAAUCUGAGCUACUACGCCAAGGCACGGCAGGAGCUGGAAGAGCACAGCCUCCGAAAGGUGUAUCAGAACUGGGAGGAGAGACCCGAGGAACAUCUCACCCUGCAACAGGAGGAAGCCUUCCGCAGCUAUUUUGAGAUCUUCAAUGGCCCUGGCGAGGUGGACGCGCAGAGCCUGAAGAACAUCCUGUUCCACGUGGGCUUCUCCCUGACGCCGGACCAGGUGAAGGCUGCCCUGAUGAGUGCUGAUGUCGAUGGAGAUGGUCACGUGGACUUCAAAGACUUCUUGGAUGUGAUGACAGACACCAGGCGCUUCUUCUGUUCUGUGGAACAGAAUGCCCUGAUGGACAUGGCUCUCCCAAACCCCCACACUCUACUCUUUGAGAUCCUGUCCCUGCUGGUGGAGAUGCUGGCUUUACCAGAGGCAGCCUUAGAGGAAAUUACAAACUACUAUCGAAAGAAGCUGAAGGAAGGUUCCUACAAGGCCCAAGAGAUGGCAUCAGCCAUAGGCCAGCUGCGGUUGAGGAAGAAGCUUCCCUACAAUCCCCAGCAGGCAGAGAGCUCUGAAGUCCCAGAACGAAGGGUCCUCAGGAUCCUGAGCCGACUAAAGGAGCACGACUAUGCUGCCAGCCUGCAGAGCCCCUAUGUCCAGGUACCCUGCAUCCCGCUGUGCCCACGGUUGGAUAAGAAGUCCGUCCGACGGAAGCAGGGCAACCACUACAUGCUAGAGCAGACUGCCCCCACCGACCUGGGUCCUGACAUCGGUAGCCUCUUCUUCCCGUCAGGAUCUCAAGAAGGCAGGGAACACAGCUCUGAUAGCAGAAAGUGGCUCAGCUCUGUGCCGGCUCGAACUCACUGACCGUCUGGAGUCCUGUCUCUAGGCAGCUGUUCAAGGCCUGUAGACAGAUGGUCACCAGGCAGGGGUUAUGGCUGGAGUUUGCU